GUUAUACAUCCGGUGAAAUAUCUGUAUCAUUGUUCUCAUCUAUGAGGUUAAUGGCUCGCUAAAUAGAAUGUGUUGGGAACGAGGAUGUGUUUGACUGCGUGUCAUGACAUAGCUUUUUAGCCCAUACAUAGAUUAACUACUACGGUGUUAGCUAGAUAGCUACAAGAACAGAAGUUGGCUAAAAGUUGUGCAUUUAGCCUCCUCCUGCCUGGAUGUUAGAGCUGUGAUGGUGGUGUGUCCCCUGUCUUCAUUGUGACUCGUGUCCACUGCCUUCCUCUCCCUGCCCAGUGUGUGUGCCACCAUUUCACCAUGACCCUGCAUCUUCUCCUCGUCCUGUCCCCCGUCCUUGGGCUCCUGGUGCUGCUACCUUGUCUGUCAUCCCAUGUGGCCAGCCAGUUCAGCAUUGUGGCCAGCCAGACAAUGACAGGGCAAACCAAUUGCUCUGAAGAAUGCUCAUUCAAUACGACAUGUGAUCAUGCUUUCUUUUGGAAAGAGAAGUCCACUUGCUUUUUCUUGACAUGUCCGAAUUGUACCAACUGCAGCUGUAUCUCCUUCGCUGACCUGAUAACGGAACAAGAAACAGACAACAGUGGUUUUAAGAAAAAAGCUAAACAUGUCACUCAGUCUUCAAGUUCCGUAACUCCAUUGGAAAGCCAACAUAAGAACCCUACUGCUCAUGAAUUGACAGUCAGCAAUCAAACUACACAAACCUCUGCCCUCAAUGAGACCGGCUCUACCUCACAGCACAGCGAUGCUGGUCAGGCUCCAUCUGUUGGAGGGACUCCUGUUGUCUUAACUGCAUCUACCAUGACUGCAGCACAUUUGCCAGCUCCCAAGAAUGACACAGCAACUACAGUAUCUGAGACAACCCGCAAGUCAAAGAUCCAAAGCCCAGGAACAACCUCAGCCACUUCAGUAAAGCUGGAAUCUACUACUGUUAUGAAUCCACCAGCCGUCCCACAGAUGAUGAAAACAACGGAAUCAGAAACAACAACCACCGCUAUGACUACUAUCACCACAACAGCAAUGCCAUCUACUACCAAUACCACCACAACACAACCAACUACUACCACAACAACAAUACCAACAACUACCACUCCAAAAACAACUACCACUCCAAAAACAACUACCACUCCAAAAACAACUACCACUCCAAAAACAACUACCACUCCAAAAACAACUACCACUCCAAAAACAACUACCACUCCAAAAACAACUACCACUCCAAAAACAACCACUGCAGACACGCCUACAGAUGAGGAGAAGAAGCCGUCACCAACCGUUCUGGAGUCCCCCAGCUCUCGAGCUACCUCCAGAAACUCCAUGGUUCCUUCAACCGCCACUACUGAGGUCAGCACAAAAAGGCUGGACGAAGACACCAACAGAGCCGUUAUAGAUGUUGUUGCCGGCGAGAUUCUGACUCGACAGUUGGUGGACAGAAGCGCUCUAUUGGCUGUCCUGUUGUUUGGCCUCCUCUUCUUCCUAGUUACAGUUGUUCUCUUCCUCACACAGGCCUAUAAGAGUUACAGGAGGAAAGACUACACCCAGGUGGACUAUCUCAUCAAUGGAAUGUAUUCUGAUUCAGGUGUUUAAAAGUGACAAUUGAGUGUUUACAUUUCAACAUGGUUCAGUUAUUUCUAUUUUUAUAUUUUCUUUAUUGGAAAAGGGUUAAUAACAUACAUGAGUUAAGAGAUUGUCAAUGUUGCACCAGCCUUUGCCCUAGUAUUGCAUAACAUUUCUGUCUUAAAGGUACUCCAGCAUACAGAGAUUAUUCAAAUAUAAGUUACCCCUUCUGUCGUUUUUAUUCAGGCCUUAAGGUCUUAUGAUGGUCCAAGAAAUGAAUCAGGCCAUGGGCCAAAGUAUCACCACAGUGGUUUGUUAGUCCUAUAUUUCUAUGUCUUACAUUUCUAUGCAGAUGAAUAUUCCACCUCCAACCAAUAGGAUUAUGGCCAUAGACUGUUAGGUAUUCAGUUUUCUAAAAUAGUGAAUAUCAUUCUGAGUUCUGUGGAAAAGGGGCUGAAAAGGUUUAUUGAUGUAGCUUUGUUUACGUCUCUGGUAUUUCAUUUAUUGUACAUUUUUCGCUUGUAUAUAUCCAUUGCUUUGUGUACAUUUUGUUGGUAAUUUUUCAUGCAAUUUUCCUUUGUUCAUGACUUGCAUGUUUUCUUUGUUUACCAUUCCUGUCCUUGGAUUAAGAUUGAAGGCCAAAAUGAUCACUGAAGCACAUUAAUGUUAAAGCCAAGGGAAUUGUCUAGCCAUCAUGCACACCGUUCCAUGACGAAGAAGAAGGAACGGUUAUAUGAUAACCAAAAGAGACUUUCCAAUGCGGAGGAACUUCUGUCAAGGUUGGAAACGGGUCUGAAGGCCUGUUAUGUGCCAAUUUAAAUCUUACUAAUGUGCUAUUAAGCUAUGUUAUUUCCAGUAAAGAAAACAAUUAAGAAUGAA
Molecule: messenger RNA, 2442 nt
Organism: Salmo salar (Atlantic salmon)
Lineage: Eukaryota; Metazoa; Chordata; Actinopteri; Salmoniformes; Salmonidae
Gene: c10h11orf24
Product: chromosome 10 C11orf24 homolog
Cellular component (GO): Golgi apparatus
Source: RefSeq, a predicted model, not a curated record